Molecule: messenger RNA, 1795 nt
Organism: Hemibagrus wyckioides
Lineage: Eukaryota; Metazoa; Chordata; Actinopteri; Siluriformes; Bagridae
Gene: paqr5a
Product: progestin and adipoQ receptor family member Va
Exons: 10
Coding region: 347-1459 (370 amino acids)
Cellular component (GO): membrane
Molecular function (GO): signaling receptor activity
Source: RefSeq, a predicted model, not a curated record
GCUCCUCGCUUCAGUCCUCUGUCAGGACGAAAAGAUGGAGCAAAUUCCCGACAAUUAACACUGCACGAGUGCACAGACAGCACGUUUUCUCAGCUUUACAUGUGUAGUGGAGUGUGGCAGUGGGCAUUAUCCUGCUGAAAGAGGCCACUGCCAUUAUGACAGACAGUUAUCAUGAAGGGGUGUACCUGGUCUGCAGUGACAUUUAGGUUUAUAUGCUCAGGGGGAUAAGUACACUGGAUGAUUCAGGAAAGGGUGGAGCAAGUAAAGAGGACGUUAUAAACACAGUUUAUGCCAGUUUCUCUCCCCUUUUCAAUGUUUAUCUUGGCUGCUACUGGAUUAUAGAAUCAUGUUAAGCCUUAUCAAACUACCUCAAGUCUUAACCAUCAACCAGGUUCCAAACGUGUUCCAUGAGGACGGGAUCAUAUCUGGGUAUCGGUAUCCAUACAGCUCAGCUAAAGACUGUGUUCUUAGCAUCUUCCAGCUAACUAAUGAAACCCUCAACAUUUGGACCCACUUUCUUCCUACAUGGUUCUUCUUGUGGAAGCUCCUCGUGGUGCUAAUAGAGGAAGACUGGCAGGACUCCUACUGUUGGCCUCUUCUGGUGUUCCUGCUGUCCUCCUGCUUGUACCCCCUGGCCUCCAGCUGUGCACACACCUUCAGUACCAUGUCUGAACGUGCCAGACACAUCUGCUUCUUCUUUGACUACGGAGCAUUAAGUUUCUACAGCUUAGGUUCUGCCAUCACAUACUCCUCCUACAUAUUUCCUGAGAAAUGGGUGAACAGCGUUUUCCACAAAUACUACAUUCCCACUGCCAUGCUCAACUCUGUGCUCUCUACAGGACUGGCCUGUUACUCAAGGCUUGGAUUGCCUUUUAUUGACUACAACUACCGUAUAAAUACAAGGUCUGUCGAGAAAAGAAGUGUGAAACUAGGAAAAAUUCUGCGGAUUUUGUCCUUUGCCUAUCCCUAUUUCUUUGAUAAUAUCCCUUUGUUCUAUAGGAUUUUUGUGUGUGUUGGAGAGGAUUGCACAGUCAACGAAGCCACUAUUGUUCACUACCAGCACACUGCACUGGCACUACUGACAGGAUUCCUCUUUGCCUCACACCUACCUGAACGCCUGGCACCUGGGAGUUUUGAUUAUAUAGGACACAGUCACCAGCUCUUUCAUGUCUUCGCAAUCAUUGGCACAUACUUCCAACUCAGUGCAGUUGAGUUAGACAUGACCUUACGGAAGCAAUGGCUUCUGACUCAUUCACAACCCAUUACCUUCAGCAACACAGUGGGUGCAGCAUUGCUUUGUGCAGCCUGCAGUCUGUGUAUAAUCUAUGUGUUCAGUAAGGCACUUUUCUGCACACGGAUUUGGAAGGACAAUGAUAUGAAAAGGUCACAUUUUGCUGCAGUUUCUGACUCACAGCACAGAAAAGCGUGUUUUAUUUUACGGCAGGAAAAAUUAAGGUGAAGGUUAUUUUUUCAUGGACUGGAGACCUCUACACAUCUAGACAAGACAGUGUUCUCUGUGUUAAUUAUCGGGGAUCUCCCGUUAGAGAUCUGUUAAGUAAGAUUUUUAAAAUCCUACUUAAAUAAAAAAAAAGACGUGGAAAAUGAGGAUGUGCCUUUCACCGGAUUGUGUUUACAACUAUGACUCUCAGUAUGUGAUUUUUUUUUUUUUUUAUUGCCUUAAUUUUUUCAAGCCAUAAAUUCCCCAAAUGUACACUGAAAUCUUUUUAUUAUUUCUGUGAAAUGUCAUUACUUUAUAUAAUAUUUAUGUUAUUUAUCAAUAAACUGUUUUAAUUGA